Molecule: messenger RNA, 3556 nt
Organism: Nymphaea colorata (pocket water lily)
Lineage: Eukaryota; Viridiplantae; Streptophyta; Magnoliopsida; Nymphaeales; Nymphaeaceae
Product: pumilio homolog 1-like
Exons: 12
Coding region: 289-3105 (938 amino acids)
Biological process (GO): post-transcriptional regulation of gene expression
Cellular component (GO): cytoplasm
Molecular function (GO): mRNA binding
Source: RefSeq, a predicted model, not a curated record
UAUUUUUGUUUUACCGCUCUCCUCUCUCUCUUUUUCUGGCCGGUCCUACCCUAGCUGGAUCUGCGGGUUACCGUUUGUCGACUGUUUCUACGAUCCUUGAUCGUGGUGCUUCCUCAGCUCGAUGAAUAAGGGAAAACAGAAGAAGGAAAAAAACGCGUCGUUCAUGUGAAAAAUCUUGAAAUUUCAACAUAAAUCGUCAGAAAUAUCCCCUAUUUUUCUGGAUGGAUGCGAGACAUUGAUGCCAGGACGGAGACGUAGAUCAGUAGUCUCUCGAAGUGUCUUCUGGAAAUGGUGACGGAUCUGGGGAUAAAGCCUAACCGGGUGAAUGUGGACGAUGAAUUGGGGAAGGAGUUGGAAUUCAUCCUCCGAAACCAUCACGAGAUCGAUGACAGUGAAUGGGAUCGGAAGUUGCUGCCUUACCGGAGUGGCAGCGCUCCCCCGACCGUUGAGGGUUCCUUUGCUGCGAUCGACGGCCUAUUGGGCAACGUCAAUUCUGUUGAAGAUGAGUUGCGAGUGGAUCCUGCGUAUCUUUCGUACUAUUAUUCCAACGGCGAUGUGAAUCCGAGGCUCCCGCAUCCUUCCCUCUCAAGGGAGGAUUGGCGUGCGGCGCAGCGGUUCCAGGCGGGGAGCUCGUCUUUCGGACGGAUUGGCGAUAGGAGGAAGGUGGGAGCGGUGGGUGAUGCAGGGAAGAAGUCAUUGUUCCCAUUGCAGGCGGCGAUGGCGGCCCAGAAUGGGGACGAGAGCUCCAUGUUUGCACACAGGACUCUAGCUCGGCAACCAUCGGCGGAGUGGAUUGAACGAGGAGCAGACGGACUGAUCGGCCUGUCGGGUGUGGGGAUGGGAGCGAGGAGGAAAAGCCUCGCUGAUGUCGUUCAGGAGGAAUUGAGGCAUUCACCUGCAUUGCCUGGUCAUAUUUCUCGCCCAGUUAGUUCCAGUGGGUUUGAAAAUGGUGUGGAUCAUGCCCUUCCAUCCGGAGCUCAUCCCACAGACAUGAUUGGUGUUUUGGACAGUGUUGAUAGUCUUCAUUCUGGAACAAAUAACUUACUGUUGCCAAAAAUUUCAACCGUGGGAUCAUCCAUUUCUCAUUCAUUUUCUUCUGGUAUGGGUUCCUCUCUGUCGAGAAGCUCAACCCCUGAUCCUCAUUUAGUUGCCAGGGCUCCAAGCCCAGGACUUCCUCCGGUGGGAGAAAGAACAAUAAGAUCAAACUCUUUCAAUACUAUUUCUUCAUAUUUGGAUGACCAAGCAGACAUCUCAGCAGUUUUCUCUGGCUUAGAUUUAUCCAAAAAUGGACUAAUUGGGGAACAGCAUAGUUUACAACCUCAACUGCAACAGAAACUUACCAAUUAUUCUAGUUUUAUUCAAGAUCUGCCAAAGGGCCACAAGUUUUCUCAUCCACAACAUACAAAUCUCAAUCUUCUGAAGAGGGGUGGUGAUAAAUUGCCAUCCUUAGGUUCUCCUGGAAAUUCUGAAAGAUAUAAGAUGCAUUAUCGAGAGGCAAAUGCUAGCUUUCCUGGACUUGAUUUGAAUUUACAUCCCAUGAGUCAAACGCCUCCAUCAAUGAUAAACCAUGAGAAGUUUGGUGCAGGUACCAAAGAUGUCCAGGAUUUUAGAUGUGGAAACCAACUAUUAAAUGGUUUAGAUAAGUCUGUCAUGGAUCAAAUGCAACUGCAGUACCUGCAAAGCGCUGCUGAAUAUACACCUCAGGCUGUCAACUAUGGAAGUGACACUUCAUUCCGAAGGAAUAAUGCAGACACAUACUUGCUUGAACUUCAGAAAGCCUACUUUGAAGCAUUGCUUGCGCAAAAAUCACAGUACAGUAUGAAUUCAGUAGGAAAAACUGGAACUUUGAAUCAUGGAUAUUAUGGUAGCCUUCCUUUUGAUCAUGGCGUGCCAUGUACUGGGAAUCCAAUAUCUGGUUCUUUGAAUGCUGCAAGCCCUAACAGACAGGCUGAUAGAAAUCUACGCCUUUUUUCUUCAAUGAGGGGCUCAAAUGGGCUUAUCGGGCCUUGGCAUUCUGAAAAUGAUGGAUAUAUGGAAGGAAAUUUUGGAUCCUCACUGUUGGAUGAGUUCAAGAGCAAUAAGACAAGAUGUUUCGAACUUUCUGAGAUCACAAAUCAUGUAGUUGAAUUUAGUGCGGAUCAAUAUGGAAGUCGAUUCAUCCAGCAGAAAUUGGAAACAGCUACAGUUGAAGAAAAAGAAAUGGUUUUCCAAGAGAUCAUUCCUCAUGCCCUUUCUUUGAUGACUGACGUUUUUGGAAAUUAUGUUAUUCAGAAGUUUUUUGAGCAUGGUGCUGAAAGCCAAAGGAAAGAACUAGCUGAUCAUCUUUCUGGUCAUGUGUUGCCUCUCAGUCUUCAAAUGUAUGGAUGUAGGGUUAUCCAGAAGGCUUUAGAGGUGGUUGAUGUGGAGUAUCAGACUCGGAUGGUUUUAGAACUAGACGGCCAUAUAAUGCAAUGUGUGCGAGAUCAGAAUGGCAACCAUGUUAUUCAGAAAUGUAUUGAGUGUGUCCCACAAGAAAGGAUCCAGUUUAUUAUCUCAGCCUUCUAUGGGCAGGUCGUGACAUUGUCCACACAUCCUUAUGGUUGUCGUGUUAUUCAGAGGGUUUUGGAGCACUGUGAUGAUGCAAAAACUCAACAUAUAAUGAUGGAAGAGAUUCUGCAAUCUGUUUGCACUUUAGCACAGGACCAAUAUGGCAACUAUGUUGUUCAGCAUGUAAUAGAACAUGGAAAACUACAUGAACGUACUGCUAUAAUUACAAAGCUGGCAGGCCAGAUCGUUCGGAUGAGUCAACAGAAGUUUGCGUCCAAUGUUGUGGAGAAAUGCUUGACAUUUGGUGGACCCGGGGAACGUCAGCUUCUGGUGAAUGAGAUGCUUGGAUCCACAGAUGAAAAUGAACCUUUACAGGCUAUGAUGAAAGAUCAGUUUGCAAACUAUGUUGUGCAAAAGGUAAUCGAUACUUGUGAUGACCAACAACGUGAAUUCAUUCUGUCACGGAUCAAGGUGCACUUGAAUGCUCUGAAGCGAUAUACUUAUGGAAAGCACAUUGUUGCUCGUGUGGAGAAGCUCAUAGCUAAUGGAGAGAGGCGCAUGGGGGCAUCUACUUCCUAAGCACCUUGAAAACAGAGGAUCAGGAGACCUUGUACAGCUAACAUGGCUGGCGUAAUUGGAAACCAGUCCAUGUUUGUUUUGUUCUCCUUCCCAUCUUCAUUUGUCUUUUUGGUAGAUUGAAAUUGAGAGGCAAUAGAUGUUGAGGUUAAUUGUAUAAAUGGUAGGCCAGCUUAAUAAUCUUCCUGUUGUGUAUAUCUUGUAAUCCCUUAACUGUAAUUCAAGUAAAUGGCGGUGGUGAUGCCGAUUCUUAGGAUUAGUAAUUGCAGAUAUUGAUGCUCAAGUCAUCUUGAGGUAUAUGUAAAAAUUUUACAGUCUGUAGAGAUGAGUAUAUCGUAGCCAAACUGUAAAGAAAAUGUUGAGCAAGCGGCAUCUCUUGAAAGGUCGGGAAUUUUCUGGCUUUGUUACCUUUAUACUUUUACCAAAUUAUAAAUAAAAUGUUGGUUCCCCUGUA